Colossoma macropomum (tambaqui) is the source of this 2073-nucleotide messenger RNA. It is a transcript of the gene il34, whose product is annotated as interleukin 34. Gene Ontology annotation, molecular function: macrophage colony-stimulating factor receptor binding; cytokine activity. The record is from RefSeq and is a predicted model, not a curated record. The coding region runs from base 617 to 1228 and encodes 203 amino acids. The transcript has 7 exons. Gene Ontology annotation, biological process: positive regulation of macrophage differentiation; positive regulation of protein phosphorylation; positive regulation of monocyte differentiation. NCBI's taxonomy places the organism in Eukaryota, Metazoa, Chordata, Actinopteri, Characiformes, Serrasalmidae.
CUGCGCAGGUGUUGCGCAGGUGCUGCUCUGUCACUUGCGCCUUUUUUUUGAACUUUGCGCAAGAAGCAGUGCGCGGUUUCGGCGCGUUCCCGCAGUGGCUGCUUCUCCAGGCCGUUCCUUAUGCACGCAUUAGCAGACAGAAUCCGCUGAAUUUGUCUUUCUUUUCAUUCCGUUUUGCUCACAUGUGCCCGCCAUUGCUCACUGCGCCUGCUCUCCAUUCCACGUUUGGAUUUCAUCCAUGUUCGUCUCUGCCCCGCCUUGACUACCUUUUUAAUCCUGAACAGAAUUUCACUGAAAAGUGAAUGUGCUCUCUUACUUCUGAGCUCUUUUAGUUUUGACAGAACCUUUUGGGUUUUUUUUCGGUUCAUUACUCAAGACGAAUGCGGGUGAAUUUGUUGUAGCCUACUUUAUAUAACUGUUACACUGUUUUCUUCCAGCUGAGCCUGCCUGGGCAUCAGAAGGUUUACACCUGGCUGUAGCUCAUCAUAUCCUGGCUUUCAGUAGAAGAGGACUCUGAGUAGCUGGCUGAACGUGCAGGAGGCCUCGCCUGAUUUCUGGAACAGUCUGUCUGGAUUCCACUGCAGCAUCCAGAGUCUAGAGCUAUUGCGGAAGAAUCAUGGUCCGGUCUUGGCUCCUCAGGGGGCUUCUGGGUCUGAUGUGGAUAUUACCAUUAUGGAUGGAUGUUAUGUCAGACAAAUGCAAUGCUCUGCACACCAUCAAAGAUCAACUCAACAUAACCCUGAGGAGACGAUACAUGAAGCAUAACUUCCCCAUUAACUACACCAUUCAAGUACGCUAUGAGGAGGUCUUCAGACUGCACAACAUCAGCAGGCUGAGGAAUGAAGAAGAUGUGGAACUGAUGCAUCUGCAGAACCUGUGGCUCACAGUGGCUCAGAAGGGCAUAAAGAGGAUUUUGCAGGUUCUGCCAGAAAAACACCCAACACGACGUAAAUACCUCACAGCUCUUGAGAACCUCUUCAGGAUCUAUGAGCAGAGUUACGGCACAGAAAUAGAACUACCAGACAGCAUUGAGGACAUCGGGGGUCGCUUACUUGGGACCAACUAUCAAGGAUGGAGAUCCGUCACACCUAAAUCCUUACUGGACAACUGUUAUCGGACCAUGCACUGCCUGUUCAAAGAAUGCUUCUUAAGAGACGGGAGUGAUUAUGACUACUGCAACAUCCUUCACUGGCGAAAACGAAAGGGAACAACACCUCAGCCGACUUGAGUGGUGGAGCCAUUUCUGCAUGUAUUUUUUAUUUGUUUGGGUGGGUCACCCACAGUGUGUGGUGGUGUGCAUGGCCUGCUUUUGUCCUGCUCCUCGUUAUAAUGAUAUUACUUGCCAAACGGGGGUUCUUUGCUGGAAAACAUGCAAAGGCCACUAGCACCUAACAUGUUUAUUAUAGACUCACAGAGCUGCUUCCCAGCAUGCAAGCCAUCCAUCCGUUCAUCCAUCCGUUCAUCCAUCCAUCCGUUCCUACAUACAUCCAUCCAUCCUGCAGUACUCCUCCAAGAAAAAGACUGUUUUUCUUCUGCUUUAUAAGCAUUGUGUUCAAAUAUGCCCACAUAUACAUGUGUGUCCACUCUGGAAGAGAGCAGCUAUGAACAUUGUAUUUCUAAUUAGAAACAUCCAUGACUAUGGCUAACUCUACCAUUUACAUUCCUCCCUGACACUGCCAAAAAUACCUUAUUGGUGUUUUUUAACGAUGCUCUUGAUGCUGUGCGCCAAAACAGUACAUAAUUGUUAGUGUUUGAGAUACUGUAAAGGUAAUAUAAGCGACUGGUAGAGUUUUUUUUAUAUGUAUAAACUGCAUGCAGAUGUCUGGCUGACUGCUGGCUUAGUCAGCAAAUUCUUCUAUACUUAACUGCCUUCGCUGUACGCUUUGAUGUAGGCUUACUGCUGACGUCAGUUUGUGCCUAAAUGAUAUUGUCUUAGGUAAAAGUUUUUUUAAGAUGAGCAAAAUUUAUGUUAUGUUUUAUACGGUGUAUUUGAGUUAUUUAUUUGGAGACUUCUAUAGAUUGUUCUGGUAACUAUCGUGUUAUUGUGAAAAAAUAAAUAAAUUUAACUCUGUC